Rattus norvegicus (Norway rat) is the source of this 4571-nucleotide messenger RNA. The record is from RefSeq and is a predicted model, not a curated record. Lineage: Eukaryota; Metazoa; Chordata; Mammalia; Rodentia; Muridae.
ACCUUCCCGGGCCGCGCGCCCCGACGCUCGCGAAGGCUCGGCGCGCCGGCGGUCCUCGGCCGCUCGGGGGACCUGAGGGACGCGCGGCCGCCUGCGGGGCCAGCGGUGCUACCCGGGAGAGCCCGGAGGCCGGCGGUGAGAUAUUUCAACAAGAAAGAAAUCACUCUCCUAAGAUGGAAUCUGUGAUUUGGGAAUGUGGUUGAUCAACUUGAUAUGCUGGCCAGAUGUGCCCAUGUAAUAAAAUGAAAAGAAGAUACAAGAUGAUGUCAUUUUCCCGUAUUGUGAAACCAAAAACAAAUGCCCUUUGUGAGACCAGGUUAACAGUCCUUUGAUAGUACAGGGAGUUUUUAGCAGAUAUAGAAGAGGAUACUUUCAAGCUGAGACCUGCUGGCAUAUACUGAUCUAAAGCACAUCUUGAGUAGAUCUGACCAUCCGAGGCUCAUUUUGAUCCAGGAAGAAUGGCUGUGAGCUGGAUUGUCUUUUAUCUUUGGCUCUUGACUGUGUUUCUGGGGCAGAUAGGUGGGCACAGUUUGUUUUCUUGUGAACCUAUAACCUUGAGGAUGUGCCAAGAUUUGCCUUACAAUACUACCUUCAUGCCUAAUCUUCUGAACCAUUAUGACCAGCAGACAGCAGCUUUAGCAAUGGAGCCAUUCCACCCUAUGGUGAACCUGGAUUGUUCUCGGGAUUUUCGGCCAUUUCUUUGUGCACUCUAUGCCCCUAUUUGUAUGGAAUAUGGACGUGUCACACUCCCCUGCCGUAGGCUGUGUCAGCGUGCCUAUAGUGAGUGCUCAAAGCUCAUGGAGAUGUUUGGUGUCCCCUGGCCUGAAGAUAUGGAGUGCAGUAGGUUUCCAGAUUGUGAUGAGCCAUAUCCCCGACUUGUGGAUUUGAAUUUAGUUGGAGAUCCAACUGAAGGAGCCCCAGUGGCAGUACAGAGGGAUUAUGGUUUUUGGUGUCCCCGAGAGUUGAAAAUUGAUCCUGACCUUGGCUAUUCCUUUCUGCACGUGCGAGAUUGUUCACCACCAUGUCCCAAUAUGUACUUCAGGAGAGAAGAACUGUCAUUUGCUCGCUAUUUCAUAGGCCUGAUUUCAAUCAUUUGCCUCUCUGCCACAUUGUUUACUUUUUUAACCUUUCUGAUUGACGUCACAAGAUUCCGUUACCCUGAAAGACCUAUCAUAUUUUAUGCAGUCUGCUACAUGAUGGUGUCAUUAAUUUUCUUCAUUGGGUUUUUGCUUGAGGACCGAGUAGCCUGCAAUGCAUCUAGCCCUGCACAGUAUAAGGCUUCCACAGUGACACAAGGAUCUCACAAUAAGGCCUGUACCAUGCUCUUCAUGGUACUCUAUUUUUUCACUAUGGCUGGCAGUGUAUGGUGGGUAAUUCUUACCAUCACAUGGUUUUUAGCAGCUGUGCCAAAGUGGGGCAGUGAAGCUAUUGAGAAAAAAGCAUUGCUGUUUCAUGCCAGUGCCUGGGGCAUCCCCGGAACUCUAACUAUCAUCCUUUUAGCGAUGAAUAAAAUUGAAGGUGACAAUAUUAGUGGCGUGUGCUUUGUCGGCCUCUACGACGUAGAUGCAUUAAGAUAUUUUGUUCUUGCUCCCCUCUGCCUGUAUGUGGUAGUUGGGGUUUCUCUCCUCUUAGCCGGCAUUAUAUCCCUAAACAGAGUUCGGAUUGAGAUCCCAUUAGAAAAGGAAAACCAAGAUAAGUUAGUGAAGUUCAUGAUCCGGAUCGGUGUUUUCAGCAUUCUCUACCUUGUCCCACUCUUGGUUGUAAUUGGAUGUUACUUUUAUGAGCAAGCUUACCGCGGCAUCUGGGAAACAACAUGGAUACAGGAACGCUGCAGAGAAUAUCACAUUCCGUGUCCGUACCAGGUUACUCAGAUGAGUCGUCCAGACCUGAUUCUCUUUCUGAUGAAGUAUCUCAUGGCUCUCAUAGUUGGGAUUCCCUCUAUUUUUUGGGUUGGAAGCAAAAAAACAUGCUUUGAAUGGGCCAGCUUUUUCCAUGGGCGUAAGAAAAAAGAGACAGUGAAUGAGAGCCGGCAGGUGCUCCAGGAACCUGACUUUGCUCAGUCACUCCUGAGGGACCCAAAUACUCCAAUUAUAAGAAAAUCAAGAGGAACUUCCACUCAAGGGACAUCCACACAUGCUUCUUCAACUCAGCUGGCCAUGGUGGAUGAUCAAAGAAGCAAAGCAGGGAGUGUCCACAGCAAAGUGAGCAGCUACCAUGGCAGCCUCCACAGGUCACGUGAUGGCAGAGAACCUAAAUUGUGUGUGUGAGUGUGUGUGUGUGGGGGAUUGGCACAAAUGUGUACAAGAUGCUUUAGCAUCUCAGAGAAGAGCACCAUCUACCUCCUCACGGACAGUCAGAAACAGCUUCACAACUGAUGGCACUUCUACUUCAAAUAGAGGUCAGAGGAGACACUCGGGAAUGAAAGACAAGGGAACAGCAUGCAGAGCAAGAACAAGCAGGCAAGGUUCAGUGUCUGGGUUGCCCAGAGCAUGGUGUGUGUUGGGACUUUUAGGAGACAAAAUCAUGCUAGGGGUUUGUUUCUCUCUGACAGUGAAAGGAUAUUACAGGACUUUGAGUGUUAGAAUAAUGUAGCCUGACUUGAACUGUAGUACCAUCCCUCACAAAUAGCAUGAGAAAGGAGAGUAUAAUGAAACCAUCAAUUUGUAGUCUUAACUUUGGAGGCUGAUGAGGAGAUAGGGGAUCUGAUCUCCUUUGGCAUAUACUUCAUCCAUGAACUCUUAGCAAAGACACUGAAGUCAAGAUCUUUCCUUUUCAGUGAUGAACAGACAUUACUAUCACAGUUGUACUUCUGUGCCUAUAGAAUUCUGUACAGAAAUACAUAGAAGAGGAAGGUUUGAAUUUCUAUAUUCUUGGACCACAGUCCCUUAUAGAAAAAGUAUAGUCCACACAUCUGAAGCAGAAUGAUGUGGAUGGAGUUUGUGGAAGGCAUUGUACCUGGGUGAGUGAAUAUUCGUCCACAGGACUCUCUUCAGUGCCCAGAACUGUAAGGCAGGUAUGAGAGGUUUCAAGAUGAUGUGGAAACUAGAAGUCUGAACAAGGACAUUCAUGAUCCAGAAGGCCAUCUCAUGAGGACUUGUGCUUCAGUCAGGCUUUAAAUGUGUGUUGGUGCUGUCUUCUGGCCAUGGGUCACAGAUUCCCAGUACUCACUCUGGUUCACUACUUAGAUAAUUAUUGAUGUGUGUACUACAUACACCUACGUGUAAACACCACUUCAAAGAAUAAGUAAUUGGUAGUUAGAUAAGAGGAUGGGUAGAAGAGAAAGUAAGUGGGUAGAAGUUUUGGAAUGGGUGACUAGAUUGGUACGUAGGCAAACUGCAAGGGAAGCUAUGGAGUGAAUAAUAGCAGACUGCUGAACAGCGUUUGAUUUCGUCAUUUAGAUGAAUGAGAGCAGAGAGUAAAGAGAACCAAAAUGAAAAUCAUCAACUGAUUCUGGAAUGCCCAUACUAUAGUGUUGAGGUUUGGUCUAUUGCUGUGUAUUGUAACGGUAAAUUUUAUACUGGAAGGUCUAGGCCUAGGAGUGACUGUUGAUGUUUACAAGCUUUCAUUGUGAAAACCUUGCUCCUUGAUUGGAAACUAUUGGUUAAAUAAAAUUGGCUACAGCCAAUUACUAGAGGGAUUAGAGGUAGGUGGGUUUGGAGUGACCUGCUUGGAGGAGAAGGGGGCGAGAGGAAGCUGUCACAAUGUACGAUAAAUCCUUGAGAAGUUAAUUUACUUUUUUAAAAUAUUAUUUGCAGUGUCUCUGUGGGUAACAGUGGUUAACUUGUAACCUUUAACUUUGGGGAUAAUGUAAGAGAGGUGUUUGUGCCUAGUUCCAAAGUGCACUUUUCUUUGUAGCAUGUCUAAGAUCAGAAAUACUUAGUUUUUUGUUUGCUUGGUACUGCCUGACUGACCAAAGGAAGAUGGCUAGUAUUUAGUUGUUGGGGCCUCAAUAGGCCCCUCAGUUUGUUUUCUAAUGGCAAGAGGUUACUUUGUAUGUUUUGGGGUGACCAACAAUUUUUAGACCAAUGUUUACCCUUUUUACAGUUGUUACAAUACCCUGGAAGUCUUUGGAGCUCAUAGCAACCAGAACCUGUUUUAUUUUAUGAAUACCAUAUUUUCUAGCCAGUGUACCUGUUAUAUUGAGCUCUGAAUCUUUUAGCCUUAAUUUUUUUUUUGAAAAUCACCAAAUUUACCACAAUUAAAGCAUCAGGCAGUUUGAUUUUUGAAAUUUUUAGCUAUGAUUUGCCCUAUGAUACUGGCAUGUGCUUGAGAACCAGUACCAGUUGUCUCUCUUUUCCAUUUGUCUGUUGGGGCUCCUCCUGUUUUUAAUGGUCUGAUUUCUCUCUUACAUUUGAUAUUUGUAUUUUUUAAUCAAUGGCUGUCUGGUUUUAGAGUCUAAUAUUUACAGCUGAACCCAGCCUCUAUAAGAAUUUUCUAAAGAUUUUUCUUUUUUACCCUCCAGAUUUUAUUCCUCUCCCGGCCCACACCCCAGUCCCCAGAGUUCCACAUUCCCAUACCUCCUCCCUGCAGCCCUGCACCCCCCCAACCCCCACACACACACUCCACAAGAA